AUGUCGUUGGCCGUCCUCCAGACGCGUUUGGCAAUCGUCGACCCGUUGUACUCGAGUCCCCAUCCAUUUUCUUGCCGAACCGACGACGACCACGAGAUGUUUCUUGUAUGCAACGGGGAAGUGUACAACCACCGAACGCUUCGUGCAGCGAUCCCCCCGGGUGCCUAUUCGUUCCAGUCCCACCAUUGCGACAUCGAAGUGAUCCUGACAAGUAUCCAUCUUUGGGGCCUCGACGCCGCCCUAGCCGCCCUCGAUGGCAUGUUUGCGUUCAUGCUGGUGCAAGUAGACGCGGCAACCGGCGAUGUGGACAAAAUCAUCUGCGCAAGGGACCCGUUUGGGAUCAAGCCGCUGUUUGUGGCGACGACAGCCACGACGUUGGAGUGCGCGUCUGAAAUGAAAGCAGCAUGCUUUUCGACAUUGAUGGAAAACGAAAGGCUCCAGCCAACGUUAGACGAAGUACCUGCGGGGUCGUACAUGGUGUGGCAUCCAACACGUGAUGGUGGACUUGGCCCUGCGAUGACCCAGCGGUACUUUUCUCCCCCGUGGUCGUUAGGAUCGCUAGCGAUGCCCUCGGCCGGAACUUGUCAAGACGAUGUGGUUCCUCGUGUGGACAAACUCAAGCCAUCGAUCAAAACCAACGUUGAGGAUGUGGUUGCUGACGAAGUGGCGGACGAACUCCUCGGGCGUUUAAUUCGAACCGCGUUGGAGCAAGCAGUGGCGAAGCGACUCGGGGUUCCGUGGGAAAGAAACGACGACGUCGAAUUGACACUCAAGGACGCAGACGAUGGCUGCGAAGUGGGCGUGUUUCUAUCGGGGGGACUGGACUCUAGCCUGAUUGCAGCGAUUGCAACCCGAAAACUUCCGUCUUCUCGACAACUCAAGACAUUUACCAUCUAUUGCACCGACAACGCAGAGGGGGAGGAGGGGGGAAAGCCCAGUGGGUCAAACUCGGAGUGUUGGGUUGGGGCGGACCGGGAUAUGGCGCGCAAGGUCAGCAACGCGAUUGGCAGCGACCACUUUGAGUAUGCAUUUACGCCCCUCGAAGCGCAGGCGGCACUGCCUGAUGUCAUUUACCACAUGGAAACAAGCGACAAGCGGUGUAUGCGAGCAGGAUUGGCGAUGUACCUGCUGAGUCAGCGCCUGCGACAGCAUCAUCCGCAUCUCAAGGUGGUGCUGUGUGGAGAAGGCGCCGACGAGUUGUUUGCAGGGUACGACUUAUUUCGCCAGUUCCAGCGAACUUGUCCGCUAGGUUCGCCGACUGCAGCCGACGAUAAGAUUGUCCUGGACUUUGAACGCGAACUGACCCGACGGCUCAUGCACAUUGGCUCGUCCGAGCUGCUUCGGGUCGAUCGAUGUACGAUGGCGUUUGGUUUGGAAGCGCGGGUGCCGUUUUUGGAUCUCCACGUGGUGCACGUGGCCAUGCAGUGCAUCCCCCCCCAACAAAAGAUGCUGGACGUUCCCGAUCGACUGGAAAAGCAAGUGUUGCGGCUUGCGUUUCAAGGGUAUGGUUUGCCCCCCGACGUGCUGGGGAGACGCAAAGUGGAAUUCGCCAAGGGGUUUGAGAACCAAUCGUGGAUUCCUGGCGAUGAAGAGCACGCAUACGCCACGCACUUUUCGGCGUUGUUUCCCCCGUCGGUGGCAUCGUGUGUCCGUCGACAACACGCACGCCGUCAACAGGGCGCGGACGAAGGUCCUUCCAUUCGCCUCACAAUCGUACAAGUCGACUUAUUUCUGUCGACGCGGCUGCAUCUCGACUUGACAAAGACGUCGGCCCCCCCGACGCCCGAACUGUUGCACUGCAUUGUCGAGGCCAUGCACAAGCAUAUUCCGUUUCACAACCUCACGCUGCUCACACGCCCCCGGCGGCCCCCGAGUUGGGAUGAAAUCGUCCAUGACAUGAUGAUGGGACUGGGAGGCCCGUGUGCCGUGGUGAAUGCGUUUUUGCACGCAUUGCUGACUGCGCUGCAGUUUCAAGUGUCGUUUCGGGCGGCCACGAUUGCUGGGCGCACUGGCUGCCACGUAUGUCUGGUGUGUGAGCUUGACUCGACGCUGAUUUUUGUCGACUGCGGCAAUGCCAAGCCGUACAUGCCAUGUGCCUUGGACGAUACGACAACGCAUGAAGUAGGCGACGCCAGCUGGGCGUGGCGGUUGAUCACGCAAGUCGUUGCCGCCAACGAUGAACCUUCCAACUCGCCGCACACGACGACAGUUGUGUCUGUGCAGCAUCGACAGCGAGCGAAAUGUCAGGAGACAGCAACUGCGACAGGGGGAAGGGACGAAGAAAAGAUUGAGCGAUGGGAGACGGCUAUGACGUUUGACGCUUACCGACCGGUGCCGUAUUCGUUUUUUCGCGCGUCGAUCGUGCAAUCUCGAUCGGAUCCCCGCUACGGUCCAUUUCUCACGGGAGUGCGACUGGUUCGAUAUCCCCGCCUGGCGUUGGUGGCUAUCCGAGACCGCACGAUGCGAAGUCCGGAAAUGCUGACCCCCAAGAUCGCCACCACGUCCGCCGAGUUGACAGCGUUUGUGCAAACUCACUUUGGAGACAUUCCAGCACUCGUCCGUCUGUUUGACGCAGCCUUGGCGUGUGUCGCGCUGUUUUGA
Molecule: messenger RNA, 2601 nt
Organism: Aphanomyces astaci
Lineage: Eukaryota; Oomycota; Saprolegniomycetes; Saprolegniales; Verrucalvaceae
Exons: 1
Coding region: 1-2601 (866 amino acids)
Cellular component (GO): cytosol
Molecular function (GO): asparagine synthase (glutamine-hydrolyzing) activity
Source: RefSeq, a predicted model, not a curated record